Molecule: messenger RNA, 3225 nt
Organism: Cordyceps fumosorosea ARSEF 2679
Lineage: Eukaryota; Fungi; Ascomycota; Sordariomycetes; Hypocreales; Cordycipitaceae
Product: AvaB protein
Exons: 4
Coding region: 1-3225 (1074 amino acids)
Biological process (GO): vesicle-mediated transport; regulation of ARF protein signal transduction; endosomal vesicle fusion
Cellular component (GO): fungal-type vacuole membrane; cytoplasm
Molecular function (GO): guanyl-nucleotide exchange factor activity
Source: RefSeq, a predicted model, not a curated record
AUGCUCUCUGCCUUUACCGCGCGGCCAAUCAUUGAGCUGCGGCCGCGCGACAAAUCCAAGAUAGAGACGAUUCUUGCACAUGGCGAUCGCAUCCUCGUCGGCCUCAACACCGGUGCGCUUCGAAUAUACAGACUCAACGAGCCCGUCCCCGCCCCCGCCCCCGCCCCUGCUACCAUCAUCGAAAACGGACAUGCCGCCAGCAACUCCAACUCCAGCAGCCUACCUCGGAACAGCGGCGACCGCCAGCCGCCGCGCCCAUCCUCACGCGGCUCCUCCCGGCCGACGGACCUCUUGCGCGAGGUCGAACGCUUCUCCACGCGCGCCAUCGAGCAGCUCGCCAUCAUCAAGGAGGCCAACACCAUCGUCUCGCUCUCCAACUACCACGUGUCGCUGCACGACCUGCAGACCUACGAGCUCGUCGACACCCUCGACAAGACCAAGAAUGCGUCGGGCUUUGCCGUCACGUCAAACAUAGUCAAGGACCCGGACACGGGCAUCCCCGAGAUCAUCUCUCGGCUGGCCGUCUCCGUCAAGAGGCGUCUGCUGCUCUGGAGCUGGCACGAGUGCGAGCUCGGCGGCGACAGCGCCGAGGUGGUCCUUGCUGAGUCGAUCCGCAGCGUGACGUGGGCCAGCGCUACCAAGGUCGUAUGCGGCAUGAAUGGCGGAUACGUCAUGGUUGACGCCCUCACGCACGAGGUGGAGGACAUCACCGGUCCAGGAGCGGUCGGCGCGGCCGGACAGAGCAGCCGCUUCGGCGCCGUCAGCAGUGCCGGUAUGGGAUACAUGGGCCUGGGCGGAUAUAUGCCGAAGCCCCUGGCAUCCAAAUUGGCAGAUGGCCAAGUCCUCCUCGCAAAGGACAUCAAUACCAUGUUCAUUGACGAUACGGGCAAGCCCCUAAAUCAGCGGCAAAUUCCUUGGGCAACCGCACCAGAGUCUAUCGGCUAUUCGUACCCAUAUAUCGUGGCCCUUCAGCCACCAGCAAAAGGCUCACUCGAAGUGCGAAAUCCAGACACCCUUUCUCUCGUGCAGACGAUAUCGCUUCCUGGUGCUGCGCAGUUGUACUUUCCGCCCCCAAACGUAAGUCUUGCGCACGCCGGCAAGGGCUUCCACAUCUCUAGUGAACGAUGCGUGUGGAAAAUGGGUGCCACGGACUACGAUUCGCAAGUCAAGGAACUGGUUGAUGCUGGUAAUUAUGACGAGGCAAUCAGCAUCCUCAAUUUACUGGAGGAUGCGCUGCUGAAGAGCAAGAUGGAGACCUUACGAGAGAUCAAGAUGCAAAAAGCCGAGAUUCUCUUUGGAGAGAAGAAGUAUCGCAAGGCAAUGGACUUGUUCAACGAGGACGAUGUCCACGCACCACCAGAGCGGGUGUUGGCCUUGUAUCCUCCCGUCAUAUCGGGUGAGCUCUCCAAAUGGGCUGGCAAGGAGGAGGCCAAGAAGUCUGGCGAUACCGACGACACCGCACCCCAGGCCAGUGUCGAAACGCAGCGGAACUCCGAGGACGCCGGUGAGAGCACUUCUGCAGUCGGCCGUUUCGCGGGCUAUUUUAUGGGGUCCCAGCGUAAGACGGCGACCGAUACAGGGUCGAUCAUGUCUGUGAAGAGGGAGGCUUCCGAUGCCGCAGAUGAGAAGGACUCCGCAGACUCCACGGCAGCGGCAGCAGACAGGCCUCUUGAAGGUAAAGACUUGAUGAAGGCUGUCCUUGAGCUGAAUGGAUACCUGGCCGGAACACGUGCACGCUUGCAGCGUGUCAUUGACCCAGCUACCGGACUCCUCAAACCUAGAGACGCGGCCCCGGGCGAGGAUGCUACGGACCGAUUCCUCCGAAUGGGUCAGAACGAGACCGAAGCGCAACUUCAAGAAAAGCUCCAGGGCACGUUCCGCCUUGUCGACACGACGCUCUUCCGCGCCUACAUGCUCUCGCAGCCGUCGCUGGCCAGCUCGCUGUUUCGCAUCCCCAACUUUUGCGACCCGGAUGUGGUCAACGAGAAGCUCGUGGAGCAAGAUCGCUACAACGAGCUCAUCGACUUUUUUUACGGCAAGCGGCUGCACCGGGAGGCGCUGGCGCUGCUCGUCCGGUUCGGUGCCGCGGCCAAGCCCGACGAGCGCGCGCCGGAGCUACUACACGGUCCUAACCGCACCAUCCAGUACCUGCAGAACAUGCCGCCGUCCGAGAUUGACCUGAUACUCGAGCACGCUGGUUGGGCACUGCGCGUGAACCCGGCGUUUGCGAUGGAGAUUUUCACGGGCGACACGGAAAACGCCGAGACGCUGCCGCGGGAGCGUGUAGCGGCCUUCCUGCGGACCAUGGACACGGCGCUGGAGCGGCAGUACCUGGAGCACGUGGUCAUGGAGCUGGAGGACUCGACUCCGGAGCUGCACAACAGGCUCGUGGAGCUGUACAUUGCGGCGCUGGAGGGGACGAAGCGCAGCGACGGGGAGUGGGAGUCGCUGAUGGAGCGCUUCAUCAAGUUCCUACAGGCGCCUAAUCCGGUGUACAGCCUAGGCAAGGCGUUUUCCACGAUUCCAAGAAAUGAUCCGUCAUUCUACGAAGCACAGGCUGUGGUGCUAAGCAACAUGGGCCAGCACAAGCAGGCCUUGGAGAUCUUUGUCUUCAAGAUGCAACACUAUGCCAAGGCAGAAGAAUACUGCAACCGUAUUCAGCGACAGGCUCCCACUCCGUCGGCCAACGAUACAUCAGAAGACGGCGAUGAAGAUGAGGAAGACACACCAUCCAUCUACCACACGCUCCUCUCGCUCUAUCUCCAACCUUCAUCCCCACACAAGCCGCAGCUAGAGCCCGCCCUCGAUCUUCUCUCCAAGCACGGGGCACGACUACCCGCCGCCUCGUCGCUCAGCCUCAUCCCCGACGACCUGCCAGUGCGCGCGCUCGAGUCAUACUUUUGCGGACGGAUCCGGUCGGCCAAUAGCAUGGUCGCCGAGGCGCGUGUGGUGGCGGCGCUGCGCAAGGCCGAGGGCAUCGCCGUCGCCGCGGAGCUGCACGUCGGCAGCAGCAACGGCGCGGCAGCGGGACGCAACAGGCACGUGGCCAUCACGGACGAGCGGCUGUGCGUGGUCUGCCAUCGGCGUCUGGGCGGCGGCAUGCGUGUCGGCGGCAGCGUGGUGGCGGUCAUGCCGGACAACACGGUGGUGCACUGGGGGUGUCUGAGCAGCGUCGGGGGCGACCAGCGGCCGAAGACGCCGAGCUGGGCGGCGCGGCACUCGUAG